Macrosteles quadrilineatus (aster leafhopper) is the source of this 5378-nucleotide messenger RNA. Its product is annotated as SWI/SNF-related matrix-associated actin-dependent regulator of chromatin subfamily A containing DEAD/H box 1 homolog. The record is from RefSeq and is a predicted model, not a curated record. The transcript has 19 exons. Gene Ontology annotation, molecular function: ATP binding; chromatin binding; DNA binding. Gene Ontology annotation, cellular component: nucleus. Lineage: Eukaryota; Metazoa; Arthropoda; Insecta; Hemiptera; Cicadellidae. The coding region runs from base 178 to 2937 and encodes 919 amino acids.
CUAAACCAUAACUUACAACAAAUUGUACCCGUAAAAUAAUAAUAUUGUGACAAACGGCCCCACUGCCUUCAUUUGUUAAUUAUUUUAAUUAAUUUUUAAUAAGUCUAGUUUAUCGAUUCCUUCUCAAACGCUCAACCGUUAAACAUCUUUUCUGUUUUUAUUUUGAUAAGCUAAAAGAUGUCUCAGUCUAGUCCGAGUAUUUUAAACAGUCUGAUGAGAUAUAGGUUCCAGAGGAAGGUUCAAUUUAAUAAUAAUGAUUCUCUAUCACAACAGAGCGAGCAAAGCCAAGAGACAGACACUGAUUCCUACGCAGGAUCCAGCACAGACACAGACUCUGUCAUCAAACCUGUUCAGAUCGGCAACGGAAACAUGAUCAAUUCAGAAAAUCAGAGUGAUGCUGCAAACAAUAUGGAAAGUGUUUGGAAGAAUCUAGGUGUUGGUAAAAGGCUGAAAAAUAUUACUGUUAGCGAGGUGGUGAGUGUUAAGCAGGAAGAUAGAGUUACUCACGCGAUAUCCGACUCUGAAGAUGAGAAUGAGGAUAAGAACGGUCAGUCCGUUCCAGUGGAGGAAGAUGAUGAUGAUGAUGUUAUCUUUGUAUCUAACCCUCGGUCUCGAACUCCACGUCCUAUCAUCUUGUCUGACGAUGAUGAUGAUCCUCCAGUUAAUUCAAACAACCAGAAUUCUUUUUGUUCCGAGGACACUAGUUUUAAGAAAGAACCAGAAAUCUUUAUCGUGGAUGACGACAGCAACAGUGUAGAAAUCAUCGGUAGUGAUUCAGAAACUAAACCAAAUGUCGAGACUACACAAAAGCAACAGGAAACCCAAGCUGAACCCCAAGUAAACGGCAAACGGAAAGCUACCUCAGAAUCGCCUAGACCAAAAGCUAAAAGAAGAAGAAAGAGAAAAAAGAUUAAUUCAGAUUCAGAAGAUGAGAACUCACGAGGGCCCAGAGUGUUUGACAGUGAUGCGGACACAGAUGAGGAGAUUUCAGGAGAGAUGACCGAGUCUCAGAGUAAAGUCUUCAACUUCUUCAACACGGCCACCGAAGGGGAGCUGAAGCUUGUGCCAUCUGUGACAGUCAAGAAGUUAGAAGCCAUUCAGAAGUUUAGGCCUUUUAACGGCUGGAAAGACCUAGUGACUAAGUUCCAAACAGAGAAGUUCCUGAGCACUAAUCUGUUGAACGGAGCACAGCAAGUGUUGGAGGCUCGGGGGGCUGUGUCCUACUUGAUGCGCAAGUGUGAAAAGAUCGCACAACGCACAGAGAACGCAAUCGCAGCCGGCUCUCACAGUAUUACUCAACAGCCUUCCAUCCUCAAUCCAGAGUUAAAACUGAUGCCGUACCAGAUGGUAGGACUGAACUGGCUGAAUGUGAUGAACCUGCAGAGGCUCAGUGGUAUCCUGGCAGAUGAGAUGGGUCUGGGCAAGACUAUCCAAGUGAUUGCCUUCCUGGCACAUCUCAAAGAGACAGGCCAGACCGAGGCCAACAGUCCUCAUCUAAUCGUGGUUCCUGCAUCCACGCUAGAGAAUUGGUGUAUAGAGUUUGAGAAGUGGUGUCCCUCCUUGAAGGUGGAGCAGUACUACGGCUCACCUGAGGAUAGAAGAUGGCUGAGACAUGCCUGGUUCAAGGAUGGAUUCCUCGACACGGAAGUGGUGUUAACUACGUACAGCAUGGUUGGCAGUUGUUACGAGGAGAGAAAAAUGUUCAGAGUCAAACAUUUUCACUAUGUCGUCUUUGAUGAAGCUCAUAUGUUGAAAAACAUGAACACACAGCGAUACGAGAAUCUCAUUAAUAUCAAUGCCCUCCAUAGAAUACUGUUGACUGGGACGCCUCUACAGAACAACCUACUAGAACUCAUGUCUCUCUUGGUGUUUGUCAUGCCUGACAUGUUUUCUGGAAAAUCUGAAAAUCUCAAGUUCCUAUUUUCAAAAAAUCCUAAACAAAAUAUUGAGGAUGCACCUUUGUUUGAGCAAGAACAAGUACGGAGAGCCAAGCGAAUCAUUCACCCCUUCAUUUUAAGGAGGCUUAAGGUGGACGUUCUUAAAGAUCUGCCGACUAAAACAUCAACAGUGGUGAAAUGUGCGAUGGAGGAAGACCAAGCUGCUAAGUACGCAGAACUUCUAGAAGAGGCUCGAGACGACACUGGCCGAGAGAUCAACUCCAUGACAAUUAUGAUGAGGCUGCGCAAGAUGGCAAAUCAUCCUCUCACUCUGCGAUAUCAUUACCAGGAUGACAUGUUGGCAAAGAUAGCCCAGCUGCUGUCUACUGACCCUACAUAUAAGGAGAAUGACCCAGAAAGAAUCCUGGAGGAUCUACAAUGGAUGUCAGAUCACCAAUUGCACAAACUUGUCAAGGUGCACAAGUGUCUGUCGGGUAAUGAACUGCCUGAUCCUGUCCUCGUCCUCAGUGGUAAGUUCCUCAAACUGGACGAGAUCUUGCCACCGCUCAAGGAGACGGGACACAAAGUUCUCAUCUUUUCUCAGUUUGUGUUCUUGCUGGAUAUAAUGGAGGAUUACAUGCGAGUCAGACAACACAACUUUCUACGCUUGGACGGCUCCACGCCUGUUUGUGACAGGCAAGACAUGAUUGAUGAGUUCAACGAAGACGAAUCCAUUUUUGUUUUCUUGCUGUCAACCAAAGCUGGUGGCAUCGGGAUAAAUCUGACGGCUGCUGACACUGUGAUUAUACACGAUGUAGACUUCAACCCUUACAACGACAAACAGGCAGAGGACCGUUGUCAUAGGAUGGGACAGACCAGACCUGUGACUAUCAUGAGAUUUGUGAGUGAAGGGACCAUUGAAGAGGCGAUCUUGAGGAUAGCUCAAGAGAAACUGCAUUUAGAAAGAGAAGUUACUUCUAUUAAAGACGAUGAAGUGAUGGCAACCAUCGACGUUGCACAGCUGUUGAGAGAAAGUUUGGGUAUCUCCAAAGCCUCCUGACCCUCGCGUGUGCGCUGCACGGUCACUCAACCUGCUAGCACGUCCGUGCACGCUACAACAGGGCAAACGUCUGCGGACUGUGAUAUUAUUGAAUUGCUGUGAGUCAACGGUGCUACUCUUUGACCCGUUGUAAUUCCUAAGGGUAUACAUGUAAUUAGGGUUUUAUGAUGGAAAGCUGAAAGGUUUAAGGAGUUCUGAAAGGAUAAAGUUCAGAUAGUUUACUCAAGAGAGGAGUACAAGAGUUGAUAGAUACUUAAUACAAGGUCACAUUUACAAAAUGCAGAACCAGAAACGUUUGGCUAGUUCCACAAAGUUAAAGUAGGCUAAAUAAAAAUCUGAAGACAACACAGAAAAACAUUUACGAACGUUAAACAAUUAGCUUCAAUAAGUGAUCAUUUGAUGCCAUACCAGCAGAAGGCGAUUCCAAAGAACCACAUUUUCUCCUUAUGAGGGACAAAUUUAAAAUUAUUGUAUUAAAGGUGACAUAAUGGUGGCACAGUUGCCUAAUCGAGCCUGCUUUCUAAAGCAAACGAGAAAGAAAGUUCACAAAAAUGACACUGGUAUUUCAUUCUCAGAUAGGACUUUUGGAGAGUAGUUUGAAGAUAAAUUUGUGAUGAGAUCAAAGCUUGAGUCAUUUUAGUUAUCUUUUUUAAACAUGUAGAGUACCGGUACUUUGGUUUAGAGUUUUAGUUUUAGUUAUUUUAGUUGCCAUCUUGAUUGUUUUCUUUUUCUUUUUUUUGACGAUUGUCAUGAACUUUGUACUUAGUUUUAAUGACAAUAAAGCAUUUCAUUUCAAGUAUAUUGGCCACUAAAGAAAAAGCAUAUAUUUACAAACAGAAUGUAGAACAAAAGAUGUUUUAUGUACAGGAACAUUUAAAAGAGGCUAACUAAUAAGGUUGAAGAUGUUUUCAUAACUUGAGGUUAGGAAGACUUUCGGUCUUCGGUAAUGUACUGGUAGUUACAACGUAACCCGUGUUUUUAAGAUAGGACUUUUCAGAGAGCAUAAUAAAGAAAACAUUAAAUUUAAACGACUAUUUUUCUUCACUCUCUAAAGAAGUUCUAUAUUUUUAAAAAUCUUAUGGGACCUUUUAUUAGGUAUGUUUUAACCACUGGACACUAACUUUCUGAGGUAAGCUAGUUCAACUCUAUCCCUGUACAAAAAAAACUCCUCGACUUGUAAUUAGGUACUAUGUAGCAUAAAUGUGAAUUUCUAGAUAAUCUGUGUAUACAAAUUUUGUAUGUUUUGUUAACGCCAAUAGGAACCAAAUAAUUGUUUUUUAAGGACUGUAAUUUAUUUUUAUAGUAGUAGAACUUGAGAUGAAAGGAAGGUGUGUACCUAAGUCUCGAAUUAUUUUGUCUCUGUUUCAAAAUCUUACUUAAUGAACUGGAUAUUUUUUAAAAGGACACGAAACAGAUAUGUAUGAAUUUCAAUCCAUGGCUUGGAUAUAAUAAGGUUAAUGGUCAGUAAAUAAUAUCUGUCAAACAAAUAUUAUUACAAACUUAAAAUAUUUCUAUUGUUAUUGUAUAAUUUUACAUUAUUGAAGUAGGAGAAAAAUACAGACAAAGUACACAUCGAAAUAGGGAAUUUUAGUUUAGAAGCUUUUUUUUAUUUUUUUAGAAGUUUUGGAAGUUUUUUUUAGAAUCUGAUUUUAGUUUAUUUUAAGUGGUCUCAAAGUUUAUUUCAGUAGUUUAUUUCAAAGGUCUCAGCUUGAACGAUUUUGUUAGAAAAUGACAAAAUUAGUAAAACAUUAUGAUAUAAGAGUUGGUAAAAUGUACUUACCUAUUUAAAAUGAGAAAACAAAAAAAAUCCAAUUAUUUCAAUUGGGUGUUUUCAACGAGUCAAAAACUGUUACCACCUAAAAGUAUUAAUAAAAAGCAUUUUAACACUUUAUGAAUUAUUAUAAGUUCUAAUUAAGAUAUGAGAAAGGUGAAAAACAGAUCUACACAUAUGAAACAUUCAAUGUUUGUUUUACAUGACAAUUUAUGACUUGUAAGACAUUGUCAUAACAGCCAAUCAAUUAAUUGUUUUAUUAACUAAGAUAAGUUGUUUAUUGAGUUAGGUAGAAGAACAAUCAAAACCGGUCUACUUGGUAUUUUAUAUUUUUUUCUUGAGGUGACAAAUUGAACUUGUUACAACUUGAAAAAAUUGUCAGUCAUUUUAAAGAUUCUACUUAUACAAUACAAUGUAGUAUAUUUUGUAAUGAUUUAGGUAUGAAAAGGAGAUAAAGCAGACCUGUAUUAUUUCUAUUUGCAUUUAAAAUGUUUGUUUCUACUUGACAAGCUUCACUUUUUAUAACAGUCAUUAAGUUUAACUUAUGAAAAUAUCAUAAUUUUCGACUGAUUAUUAUUUUUGAUAAGAGAAAUGUCACGUCAAAGAUUCAAACAUCAAUUUGUGGUUUAUACAUGACAAGCUUUACUAAUUAAACAAAUGUUACGACUUC